This is a messenger RNA of Macaca mulatta (Rhesus monkey), 4168 nucleotides long. It is a transcript of the gene PTK2B, whose product is annotated as protein tyrosine kinase 2 beta. Gene Ontology annotation, biological process: signal complex assembly; protein phosphorylation. Gene Ontology annotation, molecular function: protein tyrosine kinase activity; ATP binding. The record is from RefSeq and is a predicted model, not a curated record. Gene Ontology annotation, cellular component: focal adhesion; cytoskeleton. NCBI's taxonomy places the organism in Eukaryota, Metazoa, Chordata, Mammalia, Primates, Cercopithecidae.
ACACCCCACCCUUUAAGGAAGUGGGGAGGAGAGCAGCAGGGGUGUGGUUAACAACUCAGAGGAGGAGGGGGAAUCUAACCUGUCAGCCCUUUUACUCAGCCACAGCCUCCGGAGCCGCUGCACACCUACCUGCCCGGCCGACUUACCUGUACCUGCCGCCGUCCCGGCUCACCUGGCGGGGCCAGAGGGAGCAAUCGCCGGAGUCCGCGCCUCCCUGGGACUGCGAUGUGCUGGUCUUAGCUGCUGUUUGAGAGGAUGUCUGGGGUGUCCGAGCCCCUGAGCCGAGUAAAGGUGGGCACAUUACGCCGGCCUGAAGGCCCCGCAGAGCCCAUGGUGGUGGUACCAGUAGAUGUGGAAAAGGAAGACGUGCGUAUCCUGAAGGUCUGCUUCUAUAGCAACAGCUUCAAUCCUGGGAAGAACUUCAAACUGGUCAAAUGCACUGUCCAGACGGAGAUCCGGGAGAUUAUCACCUCCAUCCUGCUGAGCGGACGGAUUGGGCCCAACAUCCAGCUGGCUGAGUGCUAUGGGCUGAGGUUGAAGCACAUGAAGUCCGAUGAGAUCCACUGGCUGCACCCGCAGAUGACGGUGGGUGAGGUGCAGGACAAGUAUGAGUGUCUGCACGUGGAAGCCGAGUGGAGGUAUGACCUUCAAAUCCGCUACUUGCCGGAAGACUUCAUGGAGAGCCUGAAGGAGGACAGGACCACGCUGCUUUAUUUUUACCAACAGCUCCGGAACGACUAUAUGCAGCGCUACGCCAGCAAGGUCAGCGAGGGCAUGGCCCUGCAGCUGGGCUGCCUGGAGCUCAGGCGGUUCUUCAAGGAUAUGCCCCACAAUGCCCUUGACAAGAAGUCCAACUUCGAGCUCCUAGAAAAGGAAGUGGGGCUGGACUUGUUUUUCCCAAAGCAGAUGCAGGAGAACUUAAAGCCCAAACAGUUCCGGAAGAUGAUCCAGCAGACCUUCCAGCAGUACGCCUCGCUCAGGGAGGAGGAGUGCGUCAUGAAGUUCUUCAACACUCUCGCGGGCUUCGCCAACAUCGACCAGGAGACCUACCGCUGUGAACUCAUUCAAGGAUGGAACAUUACUGUGGACCUGGUCAUUGGCCCUAAAGGGAUCCGCCAGCUGACCAGUCAGGAUGCAAAGCCCACCUGCCUGGCCGAGUUCAAGCAGAUCAGGUCCAUCAGGUGCCUGCCACUGGAGGAGGGCCAGGCGGUACUGCAGCUGGGCAUUGAAGGUGCCCCCCAGGCCUUGUCCAUCAAAACCUCGUCCCUGGCAGAGGCUGAGAACAUGGCUGACCUCAUAGAUGGCUACUGCCGGCUGCAGGGGGAGCACCAAGGCUCUCUCAUCGUCCAUCCUAGGAAAGAUGGCGAGAAGCGGAACAGCCUGCCCCAGAUCCCCAUGCUAAACCUGGAGGCCCGGCGGUCCCACUUCUCAGAGAGCUGCAGCAUAGAGUCAGACAUCUACGCAGAGAUUCCCGACGAAACCCUGCGAAGGCCUGGAGGUUCACAGUAUGGCAUUGCCCGUGAAGAUGUGGUCCUGAAUCGUAUUCUUGGGGAAGGCUUUUUUGGGGAGGUCUAUGAAGGUGUCUACACAAAUCACAAAGGGGAGAAAAUCAACGUAGCUGUCAAGACCUGCAAGAAAGACUGCACUCUGGACAACAAGGAGAAGUUCAUGAGCGAGGCAGUGAUCAUGAAGAACCUCGACCACCCGCACAUCGUGAGGCUGAUCGGCAUCAUUGAAGAGGAGCCCACCUGGAUCAUCAUGGAAUUGUAUCCCUACGGGGAGCUGGGCCACUACCUGGAGCGGAACAAGAAUUCCCUGAAGGUGCUCACCCUCGUGCUAUACUCGCUGCAGAUUUGCAAAGCCAUGGCCUACCUGGAGAGCAUCAACUGCGUGCACAGGGACAUUGCUGUCCGGAACAUCCUGGUGGCCUCCCCUGAGUGUGUGAAGCUGGGGGACUUUGGUCUUUCCCGGUACAUUGAGGAUGAGGACUAUUACAAAGCCUCUGUGACUCGUCUCCCCAUCAAAUGGAUGUCCCCAGAGUCCAUUAACUUCCGACGCUUCACGACAGCCAGUGAUGUCUGGAUGUUUGCCGUGUGCAUGUGGGAGAUCCUGAGCUUUGGGAAGCAGCCGUUCUUCUGGCUGGAGAACAAGGAUGUCAUCGGGGUGCUGGAGAAAGGGGACCGGCUGCCCAAGCCCGACCUCUGUCCACCAGUCCUUUAUACCCUCAUGACCCGCUGCUGGGACUACGACCCCAGUGACCGGCCCCGCUUCACCGAGCUAGUGUGCAGCCUCAGUGACAUUUAUCAGAUGGAGAAGGACAUUGCCAUGGAGCAAGAGAGGAAUGCUCGCUACCGAACCCCUAAAAUCUUGGAGCCCACAGCCUUCCAGGAACCCCCACCCAAGCCCAGCCGACCUAAGUACAGACUCCCUCCGCAAACCAACCUCCUGGCUCCGAAGCUGCAGUUCCAGGUCCCUGAGGGUCUGUGUGCCAGCUCUCCUACGCUCACCAGCCCUAUGGAGUAUCCAUCUCCCGUUAACUCACUGCACACCCCACCUCUCCACCGGCACAAUGUCUUCAAACGCCACAGCAUGCGGGAGGAGGACUUCAUCCGACCCAGCAGCCGAGAAGAGGCCCAGCAGCUGUGGGAGGCCGAGAAGAUCAAGAUGCGACAAAUCCUGGACAAGCAGCAGAAGCAGAUGGUGGAGGACUACCAGUGGCUCAGGCAGGAGGAGAAGUCCCUGGACCCCAUGGUUUAUAUGAAUGAUAAGUCCCCGUUGACGCCAGAGAAGGAGGUCGGCUACAUGGAGUUCACAGGGCCCCCACAGAAGCCCCCAAGGCUGGGCGCGCAGUCCAUCCAGCCCACAGCUAACCUGGACCGGACCGAUGACCUGGUGUACCUCAAUGUCAUGGAGCUGGUGCGGGCUGUGCUGGAGCUCAAGAAUGAGCUCUGUCAGCUGCCUCCCGAGGGCUAUGUGGUAGUGGUGAAGAACGUGGGGCUUACCCUGCGGAAGCUCAUCGGGAGCGUGGACGAUCUCCUGCCUUCCUUGCCGUCGUCUUCACGGACAGAGAUCGAGGGUACCCAGAAACUGCUCAACAAAGACCUGGCAGAGCUCAUCAACAAGAUGCGGCUGGCCCAGCAGAACGCCGUGACCUCCCUGAGUGAGGAGUGCAAGAGGCAGAUGCUGACGGCUUCACACACCCUGGCCGUGGACGCCAAGAACCUGCUCGACGCUGUGGACCAGGCCAAGGUUCUGGCCAAUCUGGCCCACCCGCCUGCAGAGUGACGGAGGGUGGGGGCCACCUGCCUGCAUCUUCCGCCCCUGCCUGCCGUGUACCUCCCCUGCCUUGCUGUUGGUCAUGUGGGUCUUCCAGGGGGAAGGCCGAGGGGAGUCACCUUCCCUUGCUACUUUGCACGACCCCCUCUCCCCACCCCUACCCCAGGCUGUACUGCUCAGGCUGCAGCUGGACAGAGGGGACUCUGGGCUAUGGACACAGGGUGAGGGUGACAAAGAUGGCUCGGAGGGGGCACUGCUGCUGCCUGGCCACUCCUCCCUACGCCAGCCUGGUCCGUGCAGGGGGCUCCUGGGGGUGGGGGAGUGUCACGCGGUGCCCCUAGCUUUAUAUAUGGACAUGGCAGGCCGAUUUGGGAACCAAGCUAUUCCUUUUCCUUCCUCUUCGGCCCUCAGAUGUCCCCUGAUGCACAGAGAAGCUGGGGAGAAGCUUUGUUUUGGGGGUCAAGCAGCCAGUGAGAUGAGGGAUGGGCCUGGCAUUCUUGUACAGUGUAUAUUGGAAUUUAUUUAAUGUGAGUUUGGUCUGGACUGACAGCCUGUGCCCUCCUGAGGGAGGACCUGGGGCAUAGUCCAGGAACAACCUAAUGGGAGUCCAGGCACAGGACACUGUGUUGUCAGCAAACCAAGCAUCAGAGGGAAGAAGCAGAGAGAUGCGGCCAAGAUAGGACCUUGGACCAAAUCCACUCUCUUCCUGCCCCUCUUUCUCUUUCUUCCUUUACUUUCCCUUUCUUCUUUUCCCUCUUUUCUUACUCCUCCUUUUUCUCCCCCCCGACCCCCAUUCUCAUCUGCACCCCAUUUUCUCACGUGUUUGCAUAAACAUUCUUUUAACGUCUUUCUAUUUGACUUGUGGUUGAAUUAAAAUUGUCCCAUUUGCUUU